AUGUCGGAAUGGUUAAGAGAAGAUAUUUGGGAUAAACGUCUUGAGAAAUGGAAUACCCCAGAAUGGAAGGCAAAGAGUGAACAAGCAAAGGCAAACCGUGCCUCUAAAAAAGGUGGCUCGUUACACACAGGAGGUUCGAUUACUUUUGAGACCCAUAAAGUAAGAAUGGAAAAGCAAAGAGGGCGAGAUGUGAGUUACGCUGAGGUCUUCGAGGAGUUGCAUAAGAAAAAGAAAAAGGAUGGUACAAGAGAACACUGGGUGGUGACGCGUGAAGAUUAUCAUAAAAGGUUGGAAGAAUGGCAACAAACUCAGCCUCCUUCAACUCAACCAACACCUGAUGAUAUGGCUUCAUUGUGGACAGAGGCAGUGGGCGGAGCAAACAAAGGCAGAGUCUAUGGACUAGGAGUACAUCGACCUACAGGUCAUCCAAACCCACUCUUAGCCAAUUCUUCUCCUCAAAAUAAAGAACAGAUGGAAGAUAUGAGAAACGAAAUUCGUGGAUUGAAGCAACAAUUCAACUCCCAAUACAGAACAUUUGUUACGAUGCAGAAAUUCAUGCGUAAACAUGAGCAUGAUUUAUCUGAUGAUGAGGAUGAACAAACUGAAUCUGAUGUGUAG
Molecule: messenger RNA, 618 nt
Organism: Nicotiana tabacum (common tobacco)
Lineage: Eukaryota; Viridiplantae; Streptophyta; Magnoliopsida; Solanales; Solanaceae
Source: RefSeq, a predicted model, not a curated record